Messenger RNA from Plasmodium vinckei vinckei, 960 nucleotides. Its product is annotated as conserved Plasmodium protein, unknown function. Lineage: Eukaryota; Apicomplexa; Aconoidasida; Haemosporida; Plasmodiidae. Bases 1 to 960 code for a protein of 319 amino acids. The transcript is spliced from 3 exons. The record is from RefSeq and is a predicted model, not a curated record.
AUGGCAGUAAAAAAUAAAAUGCACAUAAAUGAAUUAAAUCCAUCCUUUUUUAAUGAAAAUUAUAAAAUUAAAAAAAAUGUCACUGAGGUUGAACUUAUGGAAACUAUUGAAAACUUAAGUGAUGGUUCAACGUCAAAUAAUGAAUCAUAUGAUGACAAUAGUAAUAAAAAAAUCACUGAAAAGACAAAUGAAAAAUUAAAGAAAAUUAAUAAUAAAAAUAAAUCAGAUGAAAAUAAAGAAAGAAAAAAAUAUUAUUCAAAUAUUCCACAAAUAUAUGAAACAUAUGAAACAAGUAUAAAAGAUGAAUAUCAAAUGGCAAAUAAUAAUGAAAAUCAAGAAUCAAGUAUUAUAUCAAAUAUUAUAGCUACAUUAUAUAUAAUAAUAGCAGUAGUAAUAAUAUUACACAUGCACUUAAAUGAAGAUCAUAUAAUAAUAAAAACAAUUAGCACUUUAAAAUUAAAAUAUGUUCAUUUAAUAAAAAGUGUCCCCAUAUUUGCAAAUUUAAUGAACACAGUGACGAUAACGAAUACAAAAAUCGAUAUAUUUUUAGAUUUGUUGAAAGAAAAAUCUACCAUAACAAAACCAUAUAUAGAAUCAUUAAAGGAGUUAAAUACAGAAUUUUCAGUUUUAUUUAUUGUUUUAAUUCUUUUAUUUUUCACAGCAACAUUUAUAUUACAUAUAAUGCAUAGUAUUAUGACUAUGAAAAUGGCAAAAGACAAUUUAGAAAAAAAUUCCAUAAUAUAUGUUGCAAACAGAAUGACAAUGGAAGAAUAUGAGGAUAAGACCUUUACUUAUAGUGAGUUAGCUAAAUUGCAUGAUGAUAAAGAUUAUAUAAGUUUAAAAAAGAAAAGAGCUGGAGAAGGUAUUGAAUCAUGGAAUUGGCAAAUAAGAAAACUUAACAAAAAUAUUGAUAAAGAUAUUUGUAGUGAUAUUGAAAUUUCAAGUGACGAAGAAAAUUAA